AUGAAAAGAAACGGCAACGCUAUUAGCAAAAUCGAAGAUCCAUUAGUUCGACAAAGAGCACAAAAAUUUUCUAAACGAACUCAGUUAGCAUUUUUAUCUGAUGAUAAAAUUGGUCGUAGUUGGUUUUUUCGUUUAAUUACAAUCUUACGUUAUUAUGUUUUUAUUUUUGUCCAUUCGUUCGAGAUUAUUGGUAUAGAAAAACUACCAAAAGGAAAAGGUGCUUUAAUGAUCAGCCGUCAUACAACCCAUUGUGCCGAUGUUUUACCUAUUCUAAUAUCUGGAUAUCAUAUGACGGGAAGAGUAACAAGAGGAUUACUUCAUCGGCUUCUGAUGCGGUGCUUUCCAUUUCUUCGACGAAUUGGAUGUCUGCCAGGCGAACGAGAAACAGCGGAAGCUCUUUUGGAAGUCGGCUAUUUAUGUGGUGUGAUUCCAGGAGGCGUUGAUGAAGCGAUGAUUGGUCACAAAAAUGCGUACAAAGUAUGUUGGCCAAAGAAAAGUAAGAAAAGCUCAAGGAAAGGUUUUGCUCUUAUAGCAAUGAAAGCUGGUUGCCCAAUUAUACCAUGUUUUUUACAAAAUCAAGAAGAAAUGCGUUUUAAUCCUAUUUUUUGGUUUGGAAAUUUAUUACAUAUUGGUCGUUUAUAUUCUUAUAUCAUGUUGUUCAAUAUACCUUACAUAAUGCCGUUAGUAUGUAAUAUUUGUCAAACACUUUGGUUUUGUUGUACAUGGUUUCAAUUUCCAAUACCUGUCAAACUUACGCUUCACAUCGGAGAUCCUGUUGAAUAUGGAGAAAAUGAUACAGCAAAAGAUGUUGUGAACCGGAGUCGAAUAGCAUUACAAACAUUAAUUAAUAAACAUCAGCCUCAUGAUUUUUCCAUUAUACAUGCUAAAAAAAAGCGUCAAAGAUUAAAAGGCAAACAACAUGUAGAUGUAACUUAUCGAUUAUAUUCCUCAUCAUUUCAUAAUCAUCAACAACGCACUGAUAGUAAUCGUUUAUUAUCACUUAUUCGUGACAAUAUUCGUCAAAUGACAGAUAAUGGAUUAACAGUUGUACAAAUUAAAAAGGUAAUUAAAGUAUUACAUCCAGAUCUUUCCAUUGAUUCAAAAAUGAAAAGUGCAUUGAAUAUAAACAACAACAAAAGCGUUGUCGCAUAAAAUCCAGUGAAGAAUUAUAUUCGUGGUGUUCUCAACAUAAUACAUAUCCAUCAGCUGAUAAAAUACAUGACGUUUUCGUACCAUAUUUUGUAGCUGUGGAUGUAAAUAAUAGAUUUAUUUGAAAUUGGAAAAACGUCGAGGAAAAGGUCGUCCG
Molecule: messenger RNA, 1306 nt
Organism: Didymodactylos carnosus
Lineage: Eukaryota; Metazoa; Rotifera; Eurotatoria; Philodinida; Philodinidae
Source: the annotation of a GenBank genome assembly